CAUUUUAACUAAGCAUAGAGCAAACAAGAAUGUAGGAGGAUCAUAAAUUCAAAUCUGGCCACUCCAGGCUCGUUAUUUUCAAAAAAUAUUUUAAAAAAAGUUUGAAACAAACGAACGCUAGGCCAAACAAAAUAAAUAAAAUAAUUGUGAUUAUUGCGCAAACUAUUGUAAUUUUGAGUGAUGUGAAUUUUAAAUUAAGUGUUUCGAUCAAUUUUAAUCGCAAUCAGUGUUGAAAAAAUAAAGAUGAGUGAAAAUUUAGCAGAUCUUGAAAACGAUGUUGAAAUGUUGAAUUCUGAAGUCCCUUUCGAUAAUCUCGUCAUAUUGAAAGAAUUCGGAAACAUCGUAAACCUUGUCAAAGAUGAAGAUUUUUUGGAAACUGUACCUAAAGCAAAAUUGCGACGUGUAAAAUGGUUACCCAUGUUUAAUUGCUUAAAACAGGGUAUAUUUGAUGAAAUGGUACAAGAAAUCAGUAAUAUGUGGGAAUAUGAAAGUAUGCCUGAAAAAUUAGAAAUUCUUGAAAAGCAGAAGGAGAAGUUUAAUGAUGUUGGAGACUGCAAAAAAUUAUGGAGGCCACAAUUAGGAGAUGUGAAAGCACAAAUGAAAGCCAGUGAUGUACAAAAUUUGCAAAACCAAAAGUCUCUACUUGAAUCCUUAGCUAAAGAAUAUGAAAUGAGGGUCAAUAGGUUGAAGAAUGUUAUUUCUGCCAAAAGAGGCUAUUUAAAGGCUUUACAACUGGACUUACAGAAGUAUCAAAAAAAAAAUGAAGAUUUCUUCAGUAAAAUCAGCAAAAAGUUAGAAUGUCAUGAUACUUUUGUAAGUGAUAUAAUAAACAAUAAGAUAAAUGUAGAAGAAGAAAGUUGGACAGACAAAGACUUACAUUUUGAUGAAAUAAAGUGAUUGCAUAAUAGAUUGAAUAAAAUAUAUUUCAGAAAUUUGUACAUGAACAAGUUACAAUAAAGUCUAGCAAUGAAUUUUUCAAAGAGUAGGUGAAAGAUGUGCAGAGCAAAAGAUAUCGAGAAUAGCAAUUGCAUUACUAUCUUAAUAUACAAAAUGAAAUAUUAUUAAUUUAAAAUACUGUAAGUAGACAUACAAUAAAUUGCCUUUAAUAUUAAUGUUGAAUGUGAAAAGUUUAGCAUUUUUUGUGAAAAUUACAGAAUGUCAAAACAAAAUAAACAAAUAGUUUAAAUAGCAAUAUUUAUUAAUGAAAAAUGUUAACAUAGCUAAAAAUAAAAUUGUACAAUGCAAAA
This is a messenger RNA of Bombyx mori (domestic silkworm), 1247 nucleotides long. RefSeq lists its product as uncharacterized. The record is from RefSeq and is a predicted model, not a curated record. The coding region runs from base 244 to 897 and encodes 217 amino acids. NCBI's taxonomy places the organism in Eukaryota, Metazoa, Arthropoda, Insecta, Lepidoptera, Bombycidae. The transcript has 3 exons.